This is a messenger RNA of Fusarium fujikuroi IMI 58289, 1041 nucleotides long. RefSeq lists its product as uncharacterized. Lineage: Eukaryota; Fungi; Ascomycota; Sordariomycetes; Hypocreales; Nectriaceae. The coding region runs from base 1 to 1041 and encodes 346 amino acids. The transcript has a single exon. The record is from RefSeq and is a predicted model, not a curated record.
AUGUCACUCCUAUGCUUGCCCACCGAAACACUAAGACAAAUCUUUGAUCAACUAGAUCCGUCUUUCUUUCAAGAGGAUCUGGGCCGCCUCACGAUCUGCAAGAAGUGGUUCGAUCUCGCUCUUCCUGCGAGCCUCAAGUCUAUCACCUUUUCUCGAGAGGCCCUGCGAAAUCUAGUCCUAUCUAGGACAACUAAAAAGCCCUCUCCGCUUGAAAACAACUUGGAAGCACUAAGUCUCGAUCUCAGAGGGUACCAUUCCGGCCUCUCUACGCACUUUCUUCAGUAUGCGCGGGGUUCGAUUUUACAGCCUAGAUCUCCCCAAGAAAACUCGGCCAAGACGUGGGAAAAGGGACUAAAUGACGACUUGACUCAGCUUGCCAUCAUCGCACAGCGGUCUCCUAGAUUGCGGACGCUGCGGGUGCGCGCCUGGAGUUCUCCCUCGGCUUACCCUUAUCCUCUGGAGGGCUAUCUGUCACUAUCUACUAUGCGAGAAUUGCUCUCGGUAGAGAAUCUGAGUGUUCUUGUUCUGGAUCUAGCUGGCACUUCUCUAGACCCUUCGGCACAGCAAGGGGAUGAACAUAUCUGCCCAUUCAUUGGUGACCUUCUUCAUACCCUCCAAACACUCCACUUACGUAUGCGCAGUAUCUGCCCUGAUGUAUUGAAAAUUCAAGAACCCGAUAAGAAGCUGAGACUAAGCACUGUGGUCAUCAAUUUGAGUUUGGAAACUCACCAGUCAGAUAUCACGUCAGCGGCUCAUUCAGUACCAUGUGGCUCUCUGUUUGGCGGAUUGAUCCAACUGAGGGAAGACAUACAGAAACAGGCGGAAGUUCUUACAACCUACAUGGAAUCCCCCAAAACUAUGAGGAUUUUAAUUCACACCCUUCCGCAGUUUGAAACACGAUCGCUGGAUAUUUUGACUGGAAAGAUAAUGAAAUUGGAAGCCGAUGCGGCAUGGGAUGAGGAUGGCAAAACUGUUCAGGAGGACUCGGAACCAGAGUCCGAAAUUUCAGACGAGGAAUUUGAUGGUUUCUUAGAUGAUUGA